Messenger RNA from Pimephales promelas (fathead minnow), 1381 nucleotides. It is a transcript of the gene plcxd1.2, whose product is annotated as phospholipase C, X domain containing 1, tandem duplicate 2. Gene Ontology annotation, molecular function: phosphoric diester hydrolase activity. NCBI's taxonomy places the organism in Eukaryota, Metazoa, Chordata, Actinopteri, Cypriniformes, Leuciscidae. The record is from RefSeq and is a predicted model, not a curated record. Gene Ontology annotation, biological process: lipid metabolic process.
AGACUGAGGCACCAGGGAACAAGGAAAUACAGAGCUAGCACUUGAGUCUUUCAUGUCAAUCAUAACACGUCCAAAUGACUUUUUAUUUUCGAAGAAAAAUGAGUUGACUAACUGAUGUAGUUAUACAUUUAAAAAGAGUUGGGCUUUGAUCCUCGUAAUCGAUGCAGUGUUAUCUGUUGUUUCGCACAAACACGGACGGUUUCAGCUGAUCAACUCUUUGUUUUAAAACGCAGCCAGAGGCAUUUGUGAAGAGCUAGGCUACUGGAAUAAACUCCGGUAAACUGAUGGAUCAAAUUAAAAAGGCUGAAAUGAAACACGAGGAAUGGAUGUCAUGUUUGCCAGAGAAACUGUGGGAUGUCCCUUUAACAAAUCUCUCAAUACCAGGUAGCCACGAUGCAAUGAGCUACUGUUUGGAUAUCACUUCUCCUCUGCUCCGGUCAGAGUCAGACACUUUCCGGUUGCUGGAUGGAGUUUUCUGCUGUUUCACCCGACCAGCUAUUUACAGAUGGGCCACUACUCAGGUGCAAGACAUUGUGGAGCAACUUACAGCAGGCAUUCGAUAUUUUGACCUUCGAAUUGCCCAUAAACAGUAUGAUUCUUCCAAAGAGCUUUACUUCACUCAUGUCAUUUACACACAUGCAACCGUCAUUAAAACUCUACAGACAGUUGCUUCAUGGCUUGAAUCUCAUCCUAAAGAAAUCGUCAUUCUGGCUUGUAGAAAUUUCGAAGGGCUGAAUCAUAAACGGCAUGAGGAAUUCAUCUAUUCUCUGAAGAAAAUCUUUGGUCCUAAGCUGUGCCCUCACAAUGAGUUCCCACUGACCUUGCGGAGCCUGUGGACAUCAGGCUAUCAAGUAGUUCUAUCAUAUGAGGACCACCAGUCAGUAGAACGCCAUGUGGAGUUGUGGAAGGCUAUCCCGUACCUUUGGGCCAAUAAGCCUGAUGCAGAAGAGCUGAUCCAGUAUCUUGAUCAGCAGAAACAGAAUGGUCGACCAGAGGGGUUUUUCGUAGCAGGCCUGAAUUUGACGACAGAUCGAUGCUUCAUCGCCUCGCACCCUCGGACAUCUCUCCGAACUCUGACCCUGGACAAUUGGAACUGUGUGAGGAUAUGGCUAGAAGAUCAGAAACCAGGAGCUGAACGCACAAGUCUAAACAUAAUAGCAGGCGACUUCAUUGGACCCGUCCCAUUUUGCUCUCUUGUUAUUGCACUCAACAAGAAACUGCUGUAAUCAAGGAGCUGUUGAAGCACAAUGUGUUUUUGUCGUUCACAAACCCAGGUUGAGCCCUAUUUUGAGCCUUGCUAGUGGUAUAAAAACUAGCGAUUUCUUUUUAAUUAGUAAAUGCCCUAUAUACUAGCGUUAUAAGCUAAAGAGUUUUUAAAGAU